Condylura cristata (star-nosed mole) is the source of this 1559-nucleotide messenger RNA. RefSeq names its product cyclin-dependent kinase 10 (gene CDK10). Lineage: Eukaryota; Metazoa; Chordata; Mammalia; Eulipotyphla; Talpidae. Gene Ontology annotation, cellular component: nucleus. Gene Ontology annotation, biological process: regulation of mitotic cell cycle; protein phosphorylation. The coding region runs from base 138 to 1226 and encodes 362 amino acids. Gene Ontology annotation, molecular function: ATP binding; cyclin-dependent protein serine/threonine kinase activity. The record is from RefSeq and is a predicted model, not a curated record. The transcript is spliced from 13 exons.
GUGAGGUCCUCUGGGGAAUGCCGGGGCUCCCCUUGCCAACACUUGCCAGCGAGGGGGCGUCCCGGAAGUAAGCUGCGCGCCUGCGCGGCAGCACGCAGUCUGCGCCUGCGCACGGAGGAGCCGCGGCGGCGCUCGGCAUGGGGGAGCCCGAGCCGGAGCCCGAGCAGAUCCGUCUGAAAUGUAUCCGUAAGGAAGGCUUCUUCACGGUGCCCCCGGAACACAGGUUGGGGCGGUGCCGGAGCGUGAAGGAGUUUGAGAAGCUGAACCGCAUCGGGGAGGGCACCUACGGCAUCGUGUACCGGGCCCGAGACACCCAGACAGAUGAGAUUGUCGCCCUGAAGAAAGUGCGGAUGGACACGGAGAAGGACGGCGUCCCCAUCAGCAGCCUGCGCGAGAUCACGCUGCUGCUGCGCCUGCGCCACCCCAACAUCGUGGAGCUGAAGGACGUGGUCGUGGGGAACCACCUGGAGAGCAUCUUCCUGGUGAUGGGCUACUGCGAGCAGGACCUGGCCAGCCUCCUGGAGAACAUGCCGACGCCCUUCUCAGAGGCCCAGGUGAAGUGCAUUGUGCUGCAGGUGCUGCGGGGCCUCCAGUACCUGCACCGGAACUUCAUCAUCCACAGGGAUCUGAAGGUCUCCAACUUGCUCCUGACAGACAAGGGCUGCGUGAAGACAGCGGAUUUUGGCCUGGCGCGGGCGUAUGGCGUCCCUGUGAAGCCCAUGACGCCCAAGGUGGUCACACUCUGGUACCGGGCCCCUGAGCUGCUGCUGGGCACCACCACGCAGACUCCCAGCAUCGACAUGUGGGCCCUGGGCUGCAUCCUGGCGGAGCUGCUGGCCCACAAGCCCCUCCUGCCCGGCACCUCGGAGCUCCACCAGGUGGACCUGAUCGUGCAGCUGCUGGGGACGCCCAGCGAGAACAUCUGGCCGGGCUUCUCGGCGCUGCCCCUGGCCGGCCAGUACAGCCUGCGCAAGCAGCCCUACAACAACCUGAAGCACAAGUUCCCGUGGCUCUCGGAGGCCGGUCUGCGGCUGCUGCACUUCCUCUUCAUGUACGACCCCAAGAAAAGGGCGACGGCUGGGGACGGCCUGGAGAGCUCCUACUUCAAGGAGAAGCCCCUGCCUUGCGAGCCGGAGCUCAUGCCCACCUUCCCCCACCACCGCAACAAGCGGGCGGCCCCCGCCACGUCCUCAGGUGUGGAGCCCCAGAGCAAGCGCAAGCCCUGAGCCUGACGCGGUCGCCAAAGACUGGACACCACCGGCGGAGCUCCUGCUCUCCAGAAAGGACCUGCGUCUGGGGAUACGGGGUGCGGCCUCGGGCCGGUUCCCAGAAGGAACUGGGGCCUGCCAGGGCCUGCUGCCCCCGCCCACGGGCGGCCCCGAAGGCUCGUCUCCGUGGGUGUGGCUGACGGGUCAGCAGACUGCAGGGCGCUUGUGACCUGAGGGGCGCCAGGGGUCCAGCCAGGGCAGGGCAGGCCGCACCCCAGGGCCCGUGACUGGCUGGAGGCCGUCUGCCCCGGGCCCUGGAGGGGAGCACCACAGAUAAAGACCGUGCUGACG